Molecule: messenger RNA, 461 nt
Organism: Rubroshorea leprosula
Lineage: Eukaryota; Viridiplantae; Streptophyta; Magnoliopsida; Malvales; Dipterocarpaceae
Source: the annotation of a GenBank genome assembly
AUGAAUCUGAUAAGCUAGUUGAGCCUGGAUUGUCAAAGCAGAUUGAUAGUGUGGUUAAGGGAUACUGCUUCAGAAUCAAUCAAGCAAAAGUUGGAUUUUGCUGGAAGUGAAUCUCAGAGAGUCUGAACCCACCAGUGUUAAUCUUUAUGCAAAGCAAGGAACGGGGAAAGGAACUUUAUGAAGGACUGAAAUUUGAAGAUAUUAGAGUUGAUGUCAUCCAUUCUGAUCUCUCCCAAGCACAGGUAUUCUUAUUUUCACUAUCAUUGGCUAUACUGGACUGUAUCCUUUUCUAACCUCCAAAUCAUUCUACAGGAGAUUACUGUAAUACAAGAUUGCUAAUGGAGAAAUUGUUCGCUUUUUUUACACACCUUUAGUUUGGCUGCCUGUUGGGAUUGUGAGUGUUAGGAGCAUCCUAGCAAGCCUCUAAGAUGGAUAGUUGAAAGUAAAAUGGAUUUUGAUGC